ACAGUGCUUACAGUGCAUGUAGUUAUUGCGAGAAGACCACACUCACCACAGGGGUCGAACGGAGAUUUGUACAACUUCAAUAGGGCCAGUGAUAACAGUGAGGAGAUCUUGGAGAUAUUGCUUGCGAGAGAGGCAAGGGUUGGGCAAGAGAUCUCAGCGGGAAAUCAUUCAGCAAACGAAGCCUCUGAAUCAGCACUCAACAACGACGAGGCUACCGUGUCCGGCUGUGCGGCCGCAACAGCCAGGCAGAGGGAAUUCUGGCCAAGAGAGCAAUUCAAACAUCUGCCCAGCUUACUCGACUCUUCUCCGCUUGACCAGCGAACAUUUUCAGUAUCAAAUUGGUACGGGAAAGAACUAGACGUACCCCCUCUAUUCCUCGCCAAUUGA
Messenger RNA from Protopolystoma xenopodis, 387 nucleotides. The record is from the annotation of a GenBank genome assembly. NCBI's taxonomy places the organism in Eukaryota, Metazoa, Platyhelminthes, Monogenea, Polystomatidea, Polystomatidae.